AUGGCUGAGCUAAUUGCGGUGCCGUUGAAGAAACCGUCUGAUGUUGAUGUAAUUAAACCCCUUACAAAUAUCAUUAAAUCAACUUAUAGUAAUGCAAGCGAUCAAAAAGAUUAUACUGAAGCAAUUUCAGACUUUAGUAAAUUAAGGAACAAUGCUUUGUGGCGAGCUUUCGAAAAGUAUGAAAGUUCUUUAGAGGUUAUAUACAGUUACUAUGAUCAAUUGUGUGCAUUAGAGGGUAAAAUACCUGCUCAUGAGUUACAAAUUCCAUUUAAAUGGAAGGAUGCAUUUGAUCGUACCAUAUUUGGUGGAAAACUCAGUCUAACAAUUAGCACACUAGCAUAUGAGAAAGUAUGUGUAUUGUUUAAUAUUGCUGCUUUGCAAAGUUCAGUUGCAGCAGCACAGUCUUUAGAGAGUGAUGAGGGAUUGAAAUUAACUGCAAAAUUGUUUCAACAAUCUUCAGGUAUCUUCAAUUAUCUUAAAACAAAUGUUAUGAUGGCAAUUCAACAAGAGCCAACACCAGAUAUUAGUCCAGAAACAUUAGGUGCAUUAUCUGCAUUAAUGCUUGCACAGGCCCAAGAAAUAUUUGUACAUAAAGCAAUUCAUGAUACUAUGAAAGAUGGAAUUAUUGCUAAACUAGCUGCUCAAGCAGAAGAAUUAUAUGCAGAUGCAUUAAAAUUAUUUCAAAAGGAAAUUUUCAGGGCAUUUUGGGAUAAAGAAUGGGUUCCUUUAAUUGCAGGAAAACAAGCUGGAUAUCGUGCAAUGACCGAAUUUUAUCAAUCAUUAGUAUGCAAGAAUAACAAAUUAAUCGGGGAAGAAAUUGCUAGAUUAGAGCAUUCUGUAGAACUCUUCAAAGCUGCACAACAACGUUCAAACAAACCUUAUUUAUUCCAAGAUUAUGCUAACAGAGCUCAAAGGAAUCUAAUAGAAGUAAAAAAAGAUAAUGAUUUCAUUUAUCAUGAAAGAAUACCAGAUAUAAAAUCUUUAGAACCAGUUGGAAAAGCUAGUGUUGCAAAACUAAUACCAAUGCCUGAAGUUUUUAGUUCAAGCUUUAAAGACCUUUUUGCUGAUUUAUUGCCUGUUAAUGUGCAUCAAGCGGUAUCAUCGUUUGAAGUUCGUCGCAAUGAAUUGGUUAAUUCAGAAAUAUCAAAAUUACGUGAAAUGACACAAAUUCUAAAUGGUGUAUUAGCAAGUUUAAAUUUACCAGCAGCUAUUGAAGAUACAAGUGGAACCAUCUUACCACAAUCUGUAUUAGAAAAAGCUCAAUAUGUAAAAGAUGCAGGUGGAAUUAAAGCAUUGGAACAUUCUAUGAAAGAGUUACCUGAUCUAUUGCAAAGAAAUAAAGAACUUUUAGAUGAGAGUGAGCGAAUGCUCCAAGAGGAGCGCGAGUCUGAUGAUCAAUUAAGAGAACAAUUUAAAGAUCGUUGGACACGAAUAUCUAGUAGUCGUUUAACAGAACAAUUUACUAUUACGUUACGAAAAUAUCGUGAAAUUAUUAAUAAUGCUGUAGCAGCUGAUAAGGUCGUACGUGAAAAAUAUGAAAAUCAUAAGGAAGGUAUGGAAAUUUUAAGUUUAAGUGAAAGUGAUUUGAUUAAUACUGUUCCAACUGGAUCAGCAGUCCAAGAAAGCAAUACUGUUUCUCAACUUAGAAAACUAAUGGAAGAUGUUGAAACAUUAAAAACAGAACGUGAUGUAAUAGAAAGUGAAUUAAAAUCUACUACUAUUGAUAUGAAAACGAAAUUUUUGUCCGCGCUUGCGAAAGAUGGUGCAAUUGAUGAACCAAAUUUAUCAGUAGAAAGCAUAGGAAAAUCUUACGGACCUUUACAAAAACAAGUGAGAGAUAGCGUUUCUCGCCAAGAACAAUUAAUCUCUGAAAUUCAAAAAUGUCAUACAGAAUUUACAGCUGAACAAUCUGGUAGUGGUAGUUUAAGAGAAGCGAUGUUAUGUAAACUAGCAGGUGCUUAUGAUGCAUUUAAAGAAUUGAAGAACAACUUAAACGAAGGUGCAAAAUUCUAUAAUGAUUUAACACAGUUGCUAGUGGUCUUUCAAAAUAAAAUAUCGGAUUUCUGUUUCGCUCGGAAGACCGAGAAAGAAGAAUUACUAAAAGAUUUAACAAUGAAUUUAAGCCACACUGGUCCAGUUACAACUCCUAACAUUCCAUCUCACCACGGAGGAUUAUCCGGACAAAGUCAAUCGGGAACAGAACAAAGUGGAUCAUCGCAAUUACCGUAUCCUACGCAUUUCCAAGGUGGAAUGCCUGUACCAUAUGGAGCUGGUCCCACUACACCAUAUCCUGCAUAUAUUCCUCCUCCUAUGCCUGCAACAUAUAAUCCAUACGCAACAAUGCCUUAUCCCACGCAAGGAAAUUAUAAUCCUUAUCAAAAUAUGCCUUCAACUCCUUACGGUGGAUAUGCAACUCUACCACGUUAUGGCGGUAACCAACAUCCUCCUCAAGGACGUCCGUUUUGAAAAGCAAAUAAUAUUUUAUAUAUACUGUGAUUACAAAAUGUAGCCACAUAAAAUUUAUAAGAAUGAGGGAAAAUGUAUAUGCUAUAACGGUGUGGAAAAUUCAAAAUAUG
This is a messenger RNA of Eufriesea mexicana, 2576 nucleotides long. RefSeq names its product programmed cell death 6-interacting protein-like protein AliX (gene ALiX). Gene Ontology annotation, molecular function: protein binding. Lineage: Eukaryota; Metazoa; Arthropoda; Insecta; Hymenoptera; Apidae. Gene Ontology annotation, biological process: mitotic cytokinesis. Gene Ontology annotation, cellular component: endosome. The record is from RefSeq and is a predicted model, not a curated record. The transcript is spliced from 15 exons. Bases 1 to 2466 code for a protein of 821 amino acids.